AUGGCAGUUAUUGAAGUUCUCAGAGAUAAUGCCAUUGUUAAUACAUAUGAAAAUUAUGCCCUUCAUUAUGACAACAGGAAUUUCAGUAUAUUUUAUAUGGAUCUCACUAAUAUGUUUAUACGUACAUUCAAAGACAAAAGUUGUGACAAGGCAGAGCGCACCAAAAGCUCGUGUGUGCGGGUGUUCUCCCUGCAGACAGAGGUGUGGUCGGCGCCAUCAACAGAGGUGUACCUGAGGAAACACCUGGGGACAGCUGGACAACCCCAGAGCACCUUGUCACCCCUCACCUCACUCACCGCUUGCUACCGGAUCCGCAACACCGCCUUCGUCCAGGAAGAGACUCAUCUGUCAUAUGCCCUCCCUGACUCAGCCAAUGCCUUCCUUAUCUACACUAUGUACUCUGGGGAGGCGGCUAUGUUGGUAGAAACACAACACAUCAGCGGCGUGUUCGACUGUUACUUCGACAUCUACCACUAUCCGUUCGACUCCCAGCAUUGCUUCGUCAGGCUCCUCUUCGGCCGAGAAUUGGGCGAGUACAUAACGGUACACGAGGACAGUACACUAGUGAGGUACCUGGGGGCCGAGGCUCUACCCUCACACCUGGUGGAUAACUUCACUGUGAGGAGCAUUCAGGAGGCUCAGGGCACAACACUACAGGUUUACUUCACUCUAGAGCGACGACCAAAAUUCCUGGUGAUCAAACUCUUCAUACCAUCCUUCAUGCUGGUGGUGGUCGGCUACGUCACCCUCUACAUCCCCAGGAACCUUCUACAGGCUCGACUGGUACUGAGUCUUACCACCAAGCUGGUACUCUAUACCCUCUUCUCCCAGGCCUCCUCCUCUCUCCCUGACACCGCCUACGUCAAGCUCAUCGACAUCUGGUUCUUCUUCUGUAUAUGUAUGUUAUUCUUCAUCAUCCUCUUCCACGUCUUCGUUGAUUACCUCCCCGACAAGAAGGUAAACGUCGCAAGGGUGACCACUUUGCUGUCGAGGGAACAGAAGCUUCUGAAAGUUCCCAAGUUAUCAGCAGACGGGGCACUCAAGUUCGUCAGGUAUCUCUUCGUCCCCAUCAGCAUCAUCGUGUUUUUGAGUGUAUAUUGGUCCAUGUUAACACCUCUUUAA
This is a messenger RNA of Homarus americanus (American lobster), 1122 nucleotides long. Its product is annotated as glycine receptor subunit alphaZ1-like. The transcript has 5 exons. NCBI's taxonomy places the organism in Eukaryota, Metazoa, Arthropoda, Malacostraca, Decapoda, Nephropidae. Gene Ontology annotation, biological process: signal transduction; chemical synaptic transmission; nervous system process. The record is from RefSeq and is a predicted model, not a curated record. Gene Ontology annotation, cellular component: synapse; membrane; neuron projection. Bases 1 to 1122 code for a protein of 373 amino acids. Gene Ontology annotation, molecular function: chloride channel activity; neurotransmitter receptor activity; extracellular ligand-gated monoatomic ion channel activity.